This is a messenger RNA of Rangifer tarandus platyrhynchus (Svalbard reindeer), 324 nucleotides long. NCBI's taxonomy places the organism in Eukaryota, Metazoa, Chordata, Mammalia, Artiodactyla, Cervidae. The record is from the annotation of a GenBank genome assembly.
AUGAUCUAUUUUCUUGCCUUGAACAGCGCCAGCUGGAAUAUGUUACAUUCCAUCCCAGGAAGGGAAUCCAAGGAACAAUUCCCAGCAAGCUUUGUUCAGUGUGCAGAGAGUAAAAACCUCCAAGGCCUUUCAUUAGAAGUUUCACAAGAUUUUUCCAUCAUCUUCCACCUAGAGCAGUGCAGUGUAGCAGUGUUAGUUGCUCAGUUGUAUCCUACUGUUUGCCACCCCACGAACUGUAGCCUGCCAGGGUCCUGUGUCCAUGGGAUUCUCCAGGCAAGAAUACUGGAGUGGAUUGCCAUUCCCUUCUCCAGAGCAUCUUCCUGA